AUGGUGGAGGUGAGGCAGGGAGAGGGUGGUUUAGAGAGUAUGUUUCGAGACAGGUGGGGGAUGGAUCAGACACUUUUUUCUGGACUGACCCCUGGGUGGAUGGAUCAUGUUUCAGAUAGGUGGCAGUGGCGGGCUGACUUGGAUGACGGUUACACGGUUCGUGGUGCUUAUCAGCUUCUGACGACCCAGGAUGCCGUUACUUUGGAUGCUGUGUCAGGUCUUAUCUGGCACCGUCAGGUUCCUUUGAAGGUUUCCAUUUGUGCCUGGCGACUCUUGCGGGACAGGUUACCUACCAAAGCAAACCUGGUUACUCGAGGGAUUUUAUCUACGGAGGCUCAUCUUUGUGUUUCUGGUUGUGGAGAGGUUGAGUCGACUCAGCACUUGUUCCUCUCUUGCAGCUCUUUUGGCUCCCUUUGGUCUCUUGUCAGCUCCUGGAUUGGUUCUUCUGUGGUGACUGCUCAGACUCUUUCGGAACACUUUGUUCAGUUUACGGAUUCAGCAUGUGGUUCUCGAGCACGACGUUCUUUUAUGCAGCUCAUAUGGCUUGCUUGUGUUUGA
Messenger RNA from Trifolium pratense (red clover), 558 nucleotides. RefSeq lists its product as uncharacterized. Lineage: Eukaryota; Viridiplantae; Streptophyta; Magnoliopsida; Fabales; Fabaceae. The transcript has 2 exons. The record is from RefSeq and is a predicted model, not a curated record. The coding region runs from base 1 to 558 and encodes 185 amino acids.